Molecule: messenger RNA, 2271 nt
Organism: Lodderomyces pseudojiufengensis
Lineage: Eukaryota; Fungi; Ascomycota; Pichiomycetes; Serinales; Debaryomycetaceae
Exons: 1
Coding region: 1-2271 (756 amino acids)
Source: RefSeq, a predicted model, not a curated record
AUGACUGGAUUAAUAGAUUUAUUGAAUGCUGAUGAAGCUAUAAACAAAUAUAAUAGAGAACAACAACAACAACAAGAACAACAACGUCAAUAUCAACAACAUCAACAAAUUCAUGAAACAUUUCAAACUCAACAACAAGUUGCGUACCCAGAUCAACAUUGGCAAAAUCAUGGCCACCAGAAUCCAUCGAUUGACAAUAAUUAUUUGCAACCAAGAUCCAAUUUUUUACCUCCUCAAUUUACGCAACAAGAUAUUAAGAAUAAUCAUUCCCAUAAUGGAUUCAUAAACAAUCACGAUGCUGUUAAUAAAGAAUUUACAACAAAUUUUGCAGUUGCACCAACUAUUUCACCAUCUUCUUCCUUAUCUAAUUCACCAAUUGAUUCAAAUCCAAUUACAUUACCACCUAUUAUAAGUAAGUCUCAAGUUGCAAAAAUUAAUAACUUUGGUACCAAGAGAAAAAGCUUAAUAACACCAGCCACAUCAAGUACAUCAAUUCAAACUAUAAAUUCAUUAUCAAAUUCUCAAACUCAAAGUGAAACUUAUUCAAAUUCAUCAACUCCAACAACUCCGCCACCAACUGUUAAAUCCAAGGCAGCAACUAAAACUAAAUCAAUUUCAAAUAAGUCAUCACCAUCUUCUUCACCUUCCAUUAAUAAUUCAAAUAAGCCAUUACUUUUACUCAGAGAUCAUAUUCCAAAAUCCAAAAUAAAUAAAAAAAUUCUUAAUUCAAAAAAAUUUGUAAAAUUAGCAAUACGAAGAAAAUAUUCAACUAAAAGACAAAAAACAGAUACAAAACAACUGAAAUUACAUAUUAAAUCAUUAAAAGCUGGUAUUAAAAUAAAAUUAACACUGUGUCAAAAUUUAUUUAAUUUAUAUCAUAAUCUUAUACCAUUUACUGAAGAUAAAAAACUUUAUUCACUUUUUCAAGAUGACAAAUCUAAUCAACAAUUUCAAGAAUUACUAAAUCAUCCAAAUACCCAAAAUAAUAGUAACAAUAACAACAAUUCCAAUUCAUUAGUUUCAAAGGGACUACAAUUGAUUGAUAAUAAUGUUGUUGAUUUAAAUGAAUAUUCUAAAAAAAUCCUUAAAUCAUUUACAAAUGAAAUUGAUCAACAAACUCCUACAUUUAAUUCUUUAGAUACUGCAAUAAAUACAUUAUUUUCAUCAAAAACUUCAACCUUGAUUAGAAUAACAAGAUCAACAACUGAUGAUUUACAUGGUUCAACAAUUUUAAAAUUAGAAACCGCAAAACCAGGAGAUUUUAAUUUAAUUGAUGAUGAAGAAAAUUCAGAUGAAAUGUUACAUUCACUUGGAUGUACUGAUGAAAUUCCAAAUAAUUUAUUUUUUAAAAAAAUUAUUGCAAGACCUCGUUAUAAAUCAAAUAUGAAAAUUUAUUUUUUAACUAAUGAUUGUUAUGAUUAUUCUAUAUAUACUGAUCCAAGAUCUUUUGAAAGAGAUUUAUUUAAUGGAAUUAUUCAAUUAGAAUUUAAUGAUGAUAAAGUUGAAAAAGUUGUUGGUUAUGAUAGAAAUAUUUAUUGUACAUUUCCUAUUGAAAAAGUUUUGAAAAAUUAUAAAGAAUCUAUAUUGGAAAGUUUAAAUUUAAUUGAUAGUGAUGAUGAAAUAAAAGAAGAGGAAGAAAGAAAAGAUGGAGUUAUAUUGGUUGGAAAAAAAUCAAAUAAAGAAGUUGAAGACUUGAAUAAAGCUGACAUUAAACAAGAUGUAUUAAAGUUAGAAGCUGUACAAAAUUCACCAUCUUCAAAUUAUCAACCUAGUUCAUCAAACUCGCAGUCACCACCACAACAUCAUUAUCAACAACACCAACAACAACAGCAACAACAACAGCAACAACAACAGCAACAGCAUCAUCAACAUUCAUUUGGUCAAAUUAGAUCACAAUCAUUAGACGAAAUAAAAUUUCAAAAAAGACCAUCAAUAGUUCAAUUCAGUGGAGUUUCGCAACCUAAUAUACCAACCUACCACCAACAAAAUAAUUUUGUACAAUUACCACCAAUUCAACAUAGAUCAUCUUUCAGUCUUCCAUCAUUUAAUCAAAAUCAGAAUCAAUAUCAAAAUACUCAUCAACAACAGAAUUAUUAUUAUGCUCAUCAACCUCAACAAUUUCAACAAUCUUCACCACAAUAUCAACAAAGAAUUAAUAGUGUUAACUCACAACAAUUACCUCCAAUUACUAUCCCUUUUGCUCAUCAACAAUACACUGAUCAACAUUUUCCGCUAACUCAUUUUCAAAACAAUGAAAACUUGAAACAUUGA